This is a messenger RNA of Medicago truncatula (barrel medic), 1985 nucleotides long. RefSeq names its product enolase 1, chloroplastic. Gene Ontology annotation, molecular function: magnesium ion binding; phosphopyruvate hydratase activity. The coding region runs from base 157 to 1632 and encodes 491 amino acids. The transcript is spliced from 7 exons. Gene Ontology annotation, biological process: glycolytic process. The record is from RefSeq and is a predicted model, not a curated record. Gene Ontology annotation, cellular component: phosphopyruvate hydratase complex. Lineage: Eukaryota; Viridiplantae; Streptophyta; Magnoliopsida; Fabales; Fabaceae.
CCAACCUCCAAAAGACAAUUAACCUUUGAUUUUAUGUUUCAUCGCCCCUUUGACGGAGUUUCCCACCAACAACAACACAGCUCAACUUUUCAAUAUAAAUACAAAACAAACACAUUCACUUCACACAAAAAAUAAAAACCUCGAUCAAUCAAAACAAUGGCCUUGAACUGUUCAACAAAAACUAUUUUCCACACCCCCUCUUCUUCUUCCUUCACCCCCACUCGCAUUUCACCGUCCCUCAAAUCCCUACCCUUCCUUUCGACCCAGAAACCUCGGCAGUCAUUAGCCGUCCGCGCCUCAGCUACCGCGGCUGCUCCGGCCGAGGUUUCUGUGUCGAGGGAAUGUACAGUGAAGUCAGUGAAGGCGAGGCAGAUCGUUGACAGUAGAGGGAAUCCGACGGUAGAGGUUGAUCUGGUGACUGAUCAGCUUUAUCGAUCGGGUGUGCCGAGUGGUGCUUCAACUGGUAUUUAUGAAGCUUUGGAGCUUAGAGAUGGUGAUAAGAGUGUUUAUGGUGGAAAAGGUGUUCUUAAUGCUGUUAGGAAUAUUAAUGAGGUUUUGGCUCCUAAGCUUGUUGGUGUUGAUGUUAGGAAUCAAGCUGAUGUGGAUGCUAUAAUGCUGGAAAUUGAUGGAACUCCGAACAAGUCAAAACUAGGUGCUAAUGCAAUAUUGGGAGUUUCACUGAGUGUGUGUAGAGCUGGUGCUGGAGCAAAGGGAGUGCCUUUGUACAAGCAUAUCCAAGAAAUUUCAGGAACUAAGGAACUUGUCAUGCCUGUACCAGCUUUUAAUGUUAUCAAUGGAGGCAGCCAUGCCGGAAAUAACCUUGCUAUGCAAGAAUUUAUGAUACUACCAGUUGGAGCUACUUCAUUCGCUGAGGCACUUCGUAUGGGCAGUGAAGUAUAUCAUGUAUUAAAGGGAAUAAUCAAGGCAAAAUAUGGACAAGAUGCAUGCAACGUUGGCGACGAAGGAGGAUUUGCUCCAAACGUCCAAGAUAACAGGGAGGGACUGGUUUUACUCAUGGAUGCCAUUGAGAAGGCUGGUUAUACCGGAAAGAUUAAAAUAGGUAUGGAUGUAGCAGCCUCAGAGUUUUACACUAAGGAUAGGAAGUAUGAUUUAAACUUCAAGAAACAGCCAAAUGAUGGAACUCACGUUCACUCAGCUGAGAGUCUUGGUCAACUUUAUCAAGACUUCGUGAAAGAAUUUCCCAUUGUGUCAAUUGAGGAUCCUUUUGAUCAAGAUGAUUGGAGUUCAUGGGCCUCACUACAAUCUUCAGUUGAUAUUCAAAUUGUGGGAGAUGAUUUGUUGGUGACAAAUCCAACUAGAAUUUCUGAAGCCAUACAAAAGAAGGCUUGUAAUGGUUUGUUACUAAAGGUUAACCAGAUUGGCACAGUAACUGAAUCUAUUCAGGCUGCACUUGACUCAAAGGCUGCAGGUUGGGGUGUGAUGGUUAGUCAUCGGAGUGGUGAGACUGAGGAUAACUUCAUUGCUGAUCUUUCAGUUGGCUUGGCCAGUGGACAGAUAAAGACUGGCGCUCCUUGCAGAAGCGAACGUUUAGCAAAGUAUAACCAGCUUCUUCGGAUUGAAGAGGAACUCGGAAGUGUGCGUUAUGCAGGUGAAGCUUUCAGAUCUCCUUAGAAUGGAUAGCGAUAGAUGUGAGAAAAUUAUUUCGGAAAUAGUUAUGUAUUAGAAUCAUUGUAAUCAUUGGUUUGUUUAAGAAAUCAAACUGGACUGAGAAGAAUCGCGAGUUUUGAUAUAGUUGAUAGCCGCCUUAUGGGGUUUUCAAAAGAUUUACUUGGGGAGUUGGACUUUUUAAACGUGUUUUGAACCGAAAUAACGGAUAGUGAAUAAGUAUUUGAUGCUUGAAUGAAACCACUGUUGUAAUGCGAGGAAGUAGUUGAAUGUAACAAUGCAGAGAUAAAGUUGUGUAGGUGUGAUUUUCACUUCUGUUAAACAAAAGUAUUUGAAGAUUUAGACAUUGUUUGCUGGUA